GAAAAAGGCGCCCAAUCUGUUGAUCAGCCAGCUGAGAUAAGAGCGGAGAGAGUAGGAUAAAAAAGGGGGGACAUAAACAAUGAAUUGAUGCAGCCAGACAAACAACAACUCACUUUUACUGUUUAAUGUAAAAUCCGACAAGCAAACAGCAAAAACACAACAUUCCCUACAAAACCACUAGUGAGUAUUUUGUUAUUAUUAUAAUAAUGAUUUUAUUAUUGGGCACAACAACCAAAGCCAGCUUUAAUUAUGCAAUCUCUUAGACACGCUCAGCCCACUCCCCCCACUUCUCCUCUUUCUUACAGUCCUUAGUGUUGGACUAUUUUCUCUCUCUUUAUUUUUUUGUAAAUAUGGUAUUUGUAUUAGUGAUCAGGUUUUUUUUUUUUUUUUUCUUCUAAUUCUUGCAAAGCUGGGCUGCAUUGUUCUGCCUAAAAUUCCAAACCCCGCCCCGUUCUUUGUCUAGCCGUUCUGUGAUUGGCGAAGCCGGGACUGGGCUGCCGUCAUGCCUUAGCAAGCCCAUUCAUCUGUGCACUUGGGCGUUGGACACUGCAUCUUAUUAGCGAGCAGGGAGAUUUCUCCAUUUUCCUGUUGUACCUUUUUAGCACAGCUACAAAUCUUGGGGAUCCUAAUAUUUUUUUUUAUAUAUAACCAUCUAACUCUCAACGUUCCAUCCUAGAAGGACGGGAUAAAGAAGAGGGCAAUAUAUUUUCUCCAGCCAGCUUAAUUGGGUGAAUAUCUUUUGCACUUUGUAUUUUUUUUUUGUUUUGUUUCUUCCCUCCCCUCCUCUUUGCAAAGAGGAGUUGCAGCUGUAUUCCUCCGGCUCUGAUCUCUUUUGUGCCCAGGCUUCAGACACCAGCCACAUCUCUUUGUCUCCUUUUCCUGUGUGCCUGCCUUCAGUAGCUCUCUCUACUUUGUAAAAAGAGAAAAUAUUAUAGCUAUAUUUUUGUGGUCUUAUUCAAUCUGCAAAUAUACAACUUUUUUAUUAUUCAGUACGUAUAGAUAAUAGCAUAAAUAUAUAUUUUAUAUAAAAUCUGAUCUUGUCUCUGGGAGUGACUUCUGCCUUUGCCUUUUGUUGGAUAUACAGACAGCAAUGGGAGCCCAAUUCUCCAAGAGUCCAUCCAAAGGUGAAGCAGCCACCGCUGAGAAACCAGGGGAAGCAGUAGCAGCAUCUCCAUCCAAGACUAAUGGCCAGGUAACUGCAUCUGUUGCAUCCUUGUCUAGAGAUUACUUGUGGGUUUAAAAAAAAAAAAAAAAUCUUUUUUUUUUUUUUUGCUGGGAUGGGGGGGUGAUUAACAUGUUACUGCUACUAUAAUGUAAGUUGCAUUUUCUAUGUACAGUAUGCUUGAUAGAAGUGACAAAUUUAAAUGAUCUGAUGCCCACUGCAGGUUUAAGUUCAUUAUUUUUUUUUAUUUUUUUUUUGUGAGAUCUGAUGUACCUAGAUGUGUUGCGUUCCCUAUAUGAUGCAACGUUUGGUGCCCCCCUCUCAGACUUGGCUCCCACUCCCAUGAUUUCCCCCCCAGUGGCACGUUUUAAUUGUUUUUGGAUAGGGAGGUGGCAGCUAUUAAACUACCUGCUAUGGGGAUUCAUUGCUCUUUCUUGCUUGUUUGUCACUCGCAAUUAUGUCUGGUAUACAAUAUAAUGAUUAUAUCAGAAGAUCGCCUGGGAUUACUAUAGUAGAUUCAUUGUAUGUUGUACUGAUGGCUAGGGAUGUGCCCAUUCUGCUAGCACCAUAGUCUAGCAACAUGUGGCUUGCAAGCUUCAGUGAUCCCCAAUGUAAUCCUAAAUCCUAGCCAUCCAGCUCUGCAUUGUUGUCUCUUUGUCAGGUAGGCACCUGAGAUGGCAGAUGGUAUGGAGUAUUUCAGGUGAUCAGUUCACGGAUUGCAAUAAAAGUAACCUGAUUCAAUGUGUUCCCCCUACCCUUUACGUUUGAUAGAAUAAACUGGUUUAAACGAAGGAAGUAUUGGAGGACGCUAUUGUAUAGUGUUAAAUUUAUUUUCUUUUUCUUUUUUUUUCUUUAUUCCCCUCUUAACAUCUUGUCUGAGAGGGAAAGCCAGGGGCUUUGUCUCCGUUUGCUCCUCGCUAGAGCUGCUGCUGGGAAGGCGUGAUCUGGGAGCUAAUGUUCUUGCAGCCUGCUGAGCUCCCCGGAGCAUUCAGCCGCUGGUGGAGGCACAGCGCCCUCUAGUGUGCGCGCUCGGAAACGCAAUAGAAUGGGCAGAGCCAGAGCUGGGUUUGGAGGCGGGGAUGACGAUAAUGGUGGGAAAUGUUGGUCUAUUUUCAGCUGAGCACAUUGUUACUGUAUUCAGUAACUAGAACGUGCAACUGUAGUUAUCUUUUUUGAAGUAAUGCUUGUAACCUUGAACUGUUUACUUGUCUCUUUGGAAAAAAAUAAAAUUUUUUAUAUAUAUAUAUAUAUAUAUAUAUAUAUAUAUAUAUAUAUAUAUAUAUAUAUAUAUAUAUAUAUAUAAUUUUUGUUUAUUUUAAAACCAGUUUUGUGGUUAAUAGUGUCUGUCUACCUUAAUAGGGUUAUUUAAUUAAAGUGAAUUUCAAAUCUAAGGUAAAUUGGAAAAUUUUUUAUUUAGGUAUACUUCCAAUUUAACGACUUUACCUUAAAUUUUUAGAUUCACUUUGAAUUCUAACUCAACAAUAAACAGAUGGUUUAAGACAUGUUUGCAACCCUUCCCUAAAUAUGAAAGCAUAUCUGGUUUACAAGAAUAACUCGAAUAGCAUAUUACAUCAAGUAGAUUGAAGUUGCCCAUAGGGUUAUGGUUCCCAAUGCAGGCCUGAAGGCACACCUGUGGUCCAGGAUUGGGAUUUUGCUAAUUUGUUGCAGUGGUGGUAUUGCCAAAGCCUGGGCCACCUGUGUACCUUGUACUGGACUGGGGUCUACUGUCCUAUGGUACAAACAAUGUAAAUUAAGAAUAUCUGCUGUAAUGCCUUCUAACCCAGAUGGUGGUUUGUCAUAAUUGGUCACUUGUGUAUUUAAAAUGACCCUCUCUUUUCCUUUUAGGAGAACGGUCAUGUGAAAGCUAAUGGAGAUGCAUCUCCUGCGGCAGCUGAGGCUGGGAAAGAGGAAGUACAGGCCAAUGGGAGUGCCCCUGCCGAGGAGACUCCAAAGGAAGAGGCUGCAGCAGCUGAGGCUGCACCAGAAAAGGAGGCCGCAGCAGCCUCUCCUGCCGAAGGGGAGAGUGCAGAACCAGCCUCUCCUGCUGAGGGUGAAUCCUCUGCCAAAGCUGAAGAAGCAGGGUCCACAUCUACACCUUCCACCAGCAAUGAAACGCCCAAGAAGAAAAAGAAGCGUUUUUCAUUCAAAAAGUCCUUCAAAUUGAGUGGUUUUUCUUUCAAAAAGAACAAAAAGGAGAACAGUGAAGGAGGAGAAAGUGAGGGCGCAGCUGCAUCCACUGAAGCAGCAAAAGAAGGCGCUGCUGCUGCUCCAGAGGCAGCAAGUGAAGAGGCCAAGCCUGCCCAAGAAGAGGCUCCUGCAGCCAGCAGUACAGAGGAGAAAAAGGAGGAGGUUGCAGAAGCAUCUCCUGAACCCCAGGAGGCCAAAACAGAGGAGGCUACACCAGAGAAGCCCUCUGAGGAGGCAAAGCCUACUGAAGAGCAGAAAACUGAGGAAAAACCAGCAGAAGAAGCCCCAGUCCCUAGUGCUGCUCCAGAAGCCCAUUCCAGUGAACCAGAGGCACCCAAAGCUGAAGAGCCAGCAGCUCCUACACAGGAAGCUACAUCCGAAUCCAGUCCAGCAGCUGAGUCAGCAGAGUAAAAGGCAGUUUUGAGAUAAUCAAAGAACUCUUUUCUCCCCUUGUUUGUUUGUUGGAGUGGUGCCAGGUACUGGUUUUGGAGAACUUGUCUACAACCAGGGAUUGAUUUAAAAAGAUUUUGUUCCACUUUUUUUUUUUUUUUUUCUCCUUACAGAUCCCAUCUCAAAUCAUUCUGUUACCACCAUUCCAACAGGCCGAGUAGAGGUUAAAUCAGUCACCGGCCUCAUUCCUUUCUCGCAUCAGUAUUAAUGUUUUUUGCGUACUUUGCAUCUUUUAUUGAAAAUGUAUAAUUUUUUUUCUUUUUUCCUUCACUUAAUGGACUUGCCCAUACAUGAAGGAGAUGGGCGAGUUAACAAGGGGCUUAUCAAAUGAAGUGAUGAGGGGGGCCACACUGGUGUCUAGGUGGUACAUACAUUGCCAAGAGAUUGUGCCACACAGAAUGGGGUUAAGGUUCUGUUUUUUCCUUUUUAGGUUAUGUAUUUUUUUUUUUUUUUCAAGAGAAAGUAAUUUUGUAUUUUCUUUAUAUUGAGGGCAACCUUCUUUAAGGUUUACAACACUAAAGGUCUUUUUACUAAGACAGCAAGCAAAAUAAAACAAAAAAUAAAAUACCCAGAUCAUAGUUUUAGUAAUUCAUUUAAACCAUAGGAACUUUUCACUUAUCUCAUGUUAGCUGUAACAGUCGGUGAUUAAGUAGAAAUAAGAGUUGUAUAGGCUUUAUUGUUUUUUGCUGGUUUAUGACCUUAAUAAAACGUAAUUCUGUAUUACCAGCAGGGUGUUUUUAACUGUGACUAUUGUAUAAAAGGAAUCCUGAUCUCUGAAAGCACAUAAAGUUUGCAACUCCUUUCACCCUGCCCAUUUUUGUAAAACUGCAGUCAUAUUGGACCUUUUAAACACAAAUUUUAAACUCAACAAAGCUGUGAUAAGUGGAAUGGUUACUGUUUAUACUGUGGUAUGUUAAACAUUUUUUGGUUUGUUUUUUUUUUUUGAUUAUGGCAGACAAUGCUUUCUUUUCCAGUUGUCUUUAAGAAUUAAGGAAAAAUCUCUUCAGAUGCAAUGGUUUUUGUGUAGCAUCUUGUCUUACAUGUUUUGUAAAUACUGGAGAAGCUUUGACCAAUUUGACUUAGAGAUGGAAUGUAACUUUGCUUACAAAAUUGCUAUUAAACUCUUGCUUAAGGUGUUCUAAUUUUCUGUGAGCACACUAAAAGCGAAAAAUAAAUGUGAAUAAAAUGUAUGAUAUGUA
This is a messenger RNA of Pelobates cultripes (western spadefoot toad), 4998 nucleotides long. The record is from the annotation of a GenBank genome assembly. Lineage: Eukaryota; Metazoa; Chordata; Amphibia; Anura; Pelobatidae.